GUAUAGCCAGCCAUCUCCUCCCCCCUUUGGGACACACCUCCGUACUUCUGCACUAUGAACUACACUCUCACUACCACGACGCAAGACUUCUUCGUCGUGCAACGUUGUUGGUUCGAUGGCCCCCACGUCAAUCCCCCCAUUGAUUUCCUUCGCUUGCUCACGUUGCCGCAAGCCGAAGCCGUCGCGCUCCAGUCGGCCCACGCCUACGCCGCCCUUCGACAAGCCGUCGUACGCACCAUACUCGUGCCACCCUCGUCCCAGCGCGGCAGUGCUUACGCCUACGCUGCCGCCGGGAACCUCUUUUGGGUCCGCAAAGUCGUCGCCACCGUCGCGACGCAGUCCGCUCGCGUCCCAAGCAACCCUAGGAAUACCGAUGCGGCUAGGGCAGAUCCCCCCACCGCCCUGCCGCCGUCGAUUCACGCCGUACUCACCAAGGGUGUCAUUGGUGGGACCGGCAACGUCAAUUCCCGUCGGGGAUCGGAAGUGGAAACCGGACGCGUCUUUGUGGGACCUUCCAGCGUCGUCUCGCAGUGGGCGCUACACACCGCACAGUCCCUCCGGCAUUUGCCCGAUACCUACGUGACGUCCCUAUUGCCGGGACUUCCGGAAACAUCGUACCCAUACACGGAGAUGGCGCCAUCCGAAUCCGUACUGCUGCAAGGCUGGCCGGAUCUGGCAACCUGGUAUCCGGCUGGCCACCCACCGGGGCACUCAGCCAACCAACACCAACAUCCACCAGUAGUACAGCGGACGCACCAGUCCGACCAUUCUAGUCACGGUAUGGAGACGGACGAACCCACCGAACGCGUCAAACGCAACGAAAACGAAGGCUGGAUUGAACUCGAUGUCGUUCGCCCCGCCAAGCGACAAUGCUACACCCACACGGCCACAACUUUUGGUAACGCUACCAAUAGUACCAUCAACGGUUGGCCGAUUGUGGAUUCUCGCAUGACAUAG
This is a messenger RNA of Phaeodactylum tricornutum CCAP 1055/1, 957 nucleotides long. RefSeq lists its product with no specific name. The transcript has a single exon. NCBI's taxonomy places the organism in Eukaryota, Bacillariophyta, Bacillariophyceae, Surirellales, Neidiaceae. Bases 55 to 957 code for a protein of 300 amino acids. The record is from RefSeq and is a predicted model, not a curated record.